AUGGCGUCUCCAGAAAAAUCAAAAAAGUCCAAGUCGAAACCGCCUCGCGGUCGUCCAACCGCCAACUCUGCCAUUUCUCAACCUGCGGUGCAGGAUGCCACCACCACUACUGCCCUUCCUGCUUUCUCUCCCAACGGAAAUCUUUUCGCCUACCUCUCCCUGGCUGUUGACAAGCAUCGUUUACGCGUUUAUAACACUGCUACAGGCCAGUCCGUUGCAGAGCAUCUUUUCGAGGCAACCAGGGCUACUGCGCUGGUAUGGGCACAGCUGAAAUUGUCCGACACAGACAAGCCAAACGGCACGGACCAACCACCCAGCAAAAAGAAGCGGAAGAAAGGCGUGGAUACGGUACAGGUAAAGAUGGUAGAGGUCGUCAUCCUGGGUCUCUCUGACGGUACUUUGGUUCUCUUCUCUCCCACUCACGGCCGGGUUAUACGAACCCUCUCCGAUUCUCAAAGUACAGUUGCUAUAUUAUCAGCAAUUGCCGUAGAGAACGCGGACAAUACCUCUAACAUAUGGACUUCGAGUGUCGACGGGUUUGUACGGAAGUGGGAUUUACAAACCAACGGUGUGCUUGGUUCAUGGAAAUCGGGCGACCGAGUACCCUACUCAGCCAUGGCUCUUCGACCAUCCGGUAAAGAAAAUGAACAGCAGAUCCUCGUUGCAAACCACUCCCUUCGACUGUUAUCUUUUGAUGACGUUGAUUCACAAAAACCCAAUCAGCUAGCAUCCUUCUCAGGGCAUGCUUCAGCCGUCAAAGCCGUACAGUGGGAUGCUUCUCAAACGCGAUCUGACCGUUUCAUUUCUAUGGCAGAAGCAGAUAGAGUAGUAUCGGUAUGGGCCGUACCUACAGGAGACGCAACGGAGGGAAAGCUCGCUGCUUCAAUACAACUCGACUCUGAUGCCAGAGCCAUUUCUCUUCUUCACGUCGCUGCUUCUCUCAACCAGGUUCUCUUGACGCUUGCCGCAUCCGGGAGAAUAUCUGUUUUCCCCAUCCCGACCGAAUUGUCGCCUCCUACCAACUCUUCUCACAAAGUGUCGACACUACUUCCACGCUCCACACUCGCAGUACCCUCUGCCAAAAACUCAUCCGGUGCCCAGCUUUUGGCGGCAUCGUUUGUUCAAGGACAUCCUGGUCAAAUCCGCAUAGCAAGAGUUGUGGGUGGUGUGCGACCAGUGUUUGACCUUGUUUCAUAUUUGGAUGAUUCUGGCGCAUUCAUUAAAGAUGUUUCAAUUGGCGACGUUUCCGCCAGCCUCGUUACUGAAACAGCCAUGAUGGAACCAAGCAGGCGAUACAAUGAGUCGUCUUCAAUGGCGGUUGGCUCUGGGGUUGCACUUGGGCAUGAUCCGGACCUGGAUGACUUGGCCUUUGAGCAUCCCGAAGGCGAACUGGAUGUUGACCUUGCUGAGCUCAGUCUCGGUCAACGAUUAACAGCACUCUCCGGUGCCAAUGUCCGACCUGAGGGUAGUGACGAUGAAGAAGCCUCUUCUUCCAAGCGCCGUAAACCCUCAGGGAAAAAGGUACAAAAUGAUAUAUCCGUUGUCCCAGCUGCUUCCUUAACGCGGACGUUACUCCAAGCUUUACACUCGUCAGAUUCAAAGCUUAUGGAGACAUGUCUGGCACAUUCCGAUCCUGUCUUGAUACGUAAUACAGUGAAGGCUCUACCACCUCAGUUGGCUGUUCCGUUAGGUGCAAGGGCGAGCAACAUGAAAGGUGGCGGAGGUGGUGCAAGCUCCCAACGCGGUACAACUCUAAUUGCGUGGGUGAAAACUGUGCUGGCCGUGCAUAGCGGACAUUUGAUGACAAUACCUGAUCUCGUGGCACGGCUUUCUGGUCUUCAUGCUACACUCACUGCUCGGAUAGCGCUACAGGAGAGCUUGUUGUCCCUAAGCGGGCGACUAGACAUGGUCCUAUCUCAGAUCGAGAUGCGUUCAUCUGUAGCGCCUGCUCCUCUUGUCCCUAAGAAGAAAGCAGUCAAGGACAAGGACGUUAAAAGAUAUGUCGAGGGUGAAAGCGAAGAUGAAGAAGAGGAGAUGGAUAUAGAAAUCGAAGUUGACAGUGAUGACGAUGCUACUAGUAUUGAGGAUGUGGAGUUGGGGGGUAGUAGUGAUGAAUCGGAAGAAGAGGAAGAAGCUGAAGACACUGGGGAUGAUGAAGAAGACGAGGACGAGGAUGCCCUUGUAGUUAACGGAUUCAUCGAUGAUGAGGCAGAGGAAUAUAGCGACGAGGAAUCAGACAGUGAAUAG
Messenger RNA from Desarmillaria tabescens, 2247 nucleotides. RefSeq names its product WD40-repeat-containing domain protein. Gene Ontology annotation, molecular function: protein binding. Lineage: Eukaryota; Fungi; Basidiomycota; Agaricomycetes; Agaricales; Physalacriaceae. Gene Ontology annotation, biological process: maturation of SSU-rRNA from tricistronic rRNA transcript (SSU-rRNA, 5.8S rRNA, LSU-rRNA). The transcript has 5 exons. Bases 1 to 2247 code for a protein of 748 amino acids. The record is from RefSeq and is a predicted model, not a curated record. Gene Ontology annotation, cellular component: nucleolus.